UUCUGCGCGCUCGUCAUUGGCGAUUUUUGGUCCUCGAUUCGCGUCGGGUCAGUGCUUUUGUUACGGACAAACGUACUAUCGAUAUCUACGUGAGAUAUCGCUUAUCCGUGUCAAAGAUAAAUGCUUGAUUUAUCAGAGACGAUAACAAGGUAGGCAAAGAAUUAAAUCGCGAAUCCAACAGUGUUGGCUUGACGGUUAGCUUGAAUUCGCAUCACCGGAAUCGAUAUAAUAUAAUUUAAAUAAAUCUCGGAAGUAAGAGGGAGAUAACGAUCGUUUUCGAAUCUCGCCCUUAUUUCUGUUGGUCGACCGAAUUUAUUGCACGAUCAUGCGAUACACGGAAGUGGAACCGAUGAUGGAGCAGAGCUACGCGCAACAGCUCAACGAGAUGUCGACGAGCAGCGAACAAUCAUCGGCGACCGGUAUCAGACAAUGACGAUGUCGAGUACGGCGACGCAGACAAUAGAGAUGCAGGAGAACGCGCCGAUCGUUUACGCCAACAGCAACGUCAUCACGAUGCAACCGACAGAAGGCGAACUUCGAUUUCCGCGAAGGCCUAUUCCCAUCAUCACCACUGACUGGAUCUCGACACCCAGGGCACAAUUAAACGCGACCUCCGGCACACAAUUCUUGGCCGGCGUCGAACAGUUGGAAAUUCAGCAGGUUAUUGAUUUGAGUACUCUACUCGGCAGAAUUGAGAGGGGGACUCAGUACAGGGUGAAAGUACCACGGGCGGAAACGCUAUUUCUUGCCAUGGAGUCCAAGAUAGAAACGGAGUCGCGGAUGUGCGGCUGGUACAAGGGUUUCGUGUUAAAUGUUCUGGAUCAAUGCGGCGAAACCGCGUUCGUUAUGCGAAAAGAUCCCAGUUGGAUGCACAUACCUGGAUCGCGGCAGAAAAUCACAGUGGAAAGCGCGAAUCUUAUCGGUAGCGUGGAAGAAAACUUUAGUUUCAUGGGACCGAAUUUCACGGUGUAUGACGCGUUCAAGGAACCUCUCUGCAAUAUAUACGGUCCUAAUAUCUGCGGCUGUUGCAUGUAUAAAGAAGCGCAAUUUCAGAUAAUAUCGUUAGACGGAUCGCGCCAAGUCGCAUCGCUGAUACAUCAAUGGGACCACUUGUCGGUCGAUUAUAUUCUAUUGCUCACAUUUCCAGUAGAUACCGACGUGAAAUUAAAAAGCCUGCUCCUCGGCGCAUCAUUCUUAAUAGAAUAUUUAUAUUUUCAACGAAUCAAAAAUGCAUCCAGGAGAUAAAAUCCUACACAAAAAGGCCGAACAUCUUAAAGAUAUCUAAAGGACGAUAAUAUAUUUUUAAGUUGCUUUUUAAACGUCUUUUAGAGACAUGUAAUGUCUGGGACGAUUUUAGUACAAAACAAUAUACAUUUCAAAAUCUUCA
This is a messenger RNA of Cataglyphis hispanica, 1387 nucleotides long. RefSeq names its product phospholipid scramblase 1-like. Gene Ontology annotation, biological process: plasma membrane phospholipid scrambling. Bases 430 to 1245 code for a protein of 271 amino acids. Lineage: Eukaryota; Metazoa; Arthropoda; Insecta; Hymenoptera; Formicidae. The transcript is spliced from 7 exons. Gene Ontology annotation, molecular function: phospholipid scramblase activity. Gene Ontology annotation, cellular component: plasma membrane. The record is from RefSeq and is a predicted model, not a curated record.